This is a messenger RNA of Racocetra fulgida, 1845 nucleotides long. The record is from the annotation of a GenBank genome assembly. Lineage: Eukaryota; Fungi; Glomeromycota; Glomeromycetes; Diversisporales; Gigasporaceae.
GUUCCUCAAUCUUCUAGUUCACCUGCCGUAGCUCAAAAACCCAAAGAAUUACAGAUGAAACCUAGCAUACCGGCCUUCAAAAAUCCGAGAUUUGCUACUCUUGGUCCAAAAGAACGUAAAAUCAUGAUGGAGGCAUGGCGUGCUGGUGUUGCUAAAGAACAGCAACAAAAGAACACUACUGGAGAAGAUGAUGGGUUUAGUAAUGUGAACACCGGAAAUCAAUCGUCUGUUAAUAAUGGUAGUGAUUCCUCUACUGUAAAAGGAACAAAUUGGCAAGAGAUGCCUAAUUCUCCUGUCAAAGCAUUUGUUGAAGAAGUCUUGGUGGAUGAGACUAAUCUUUCUGCUGCAGAAGCUGCAGCUGUUGCUAAUGAAGUUCAACAUGGAUUGGCAGGUUCCGGUACAAAAUCUGCACAUUCUCGUCAAGCUUCUACUUCAACCCAUCGAAAUAUACCAUCACUUAUAACUACUGAUGUUGAUGGAUCUAAACAGGAACCUCAGUUUUCUGAAUCUCCUCCAAAUCAAAAUCCUUAUCAAUUGCUAUUUAAUCUUGCCAGUUAUAUUAUGGAUCGUAUGAAGGGCACAGAUUUAAUGGCCCUUAAUCGUAGAUUAAAGAGAACAUUUGAUAUUUUGGAGUUGACUGAUUUAAGUAAUAAUUUGAUUGAAAAUAUUUUGAAUGAUGUUGAAGGUUUCAGAGAACGGUUCAGAUGGGUAGAAGAACUAUGUAAUAAUGAUGAAAUAAAAACAAAUCAAAAAAUGGCUUUUAAUGAUUUGAAUGAUUCUGAGAAUGAUAAAAUUCAAAAAGAACUAUUUAUGUUUUCACCUGAACAUUUCUUGCCAUUAGUGCAUCUUUUACAGGAUCUUUUAACUGAGAUAGGCAAAUUACGUAUGAUAAUUAAUGAUGUUCAAGUAUCUUACGUGCAAAAAGUUGAAGAGAAUCGUCGAAAAGCUGAAGAGGAAUUUGGCAAAAGUGUUUUUGGUGGAAAAGAUGACGAACGGAUCAAGAGAAGAGGAAGAGCACAAAGUCAAAGUAGUGAUGGAGGUUUUGGAGCAUAUCUUAGUCGAGUCUUUGGGGGAGUAAAAGAGGUUCAAUCCGUAACACCUGCACGUCAUCAUAGUCGACGAUUGUCAGUAGACUUUUUGCACGACCGUGAUGUCUCUGUUGGUAGCAUUGAUACUUUUGCUGAGGACAAUUAUUAUAUAGAUCGUAAUUUGGAGUCAUAUAUAAGAACACCAAGUACACAAAGAGUUCAUAAAAGAAGAGAGAGUAAUGAUUCAUCAGUUGGAUCCUUUUUAAGGCAUGGGGUGAUUUCUUUAUUUGGCGGAGUCGGUGGCAGCACUUCUGGCAAGAAGAAUCAGAAGAGUGAUAGAGCCGAUAGUUUAGUAAGCACAAAAACGAAACACGUAAAUAUACUGGCUAGUAAUGGACAUCAGCGGAGAAUUGCGAGCGUCGACAAUGGUGAUAUUCCACCUAAUUUUCGACGUAUUCGUAAUUCAGAAAGAAGGUUGUCGGCUGAUGUAUCUACGAUACCCAUCAUAUCUCCGUCUUCAACAACUAUUCAAUAUUUUGGUUCCGAGGCUGCGCAUGCAUCUCAACCACAGCGUGCAUCAAUGCCACCACCAAUAGCAACUACGACACCGAGACAAUUAAGGAUAUCUACUGAUAAUACCAAUCUAGAAAGCCGUUUGCGACAACACUUAGCAGCAACACCACAAGUAAAUAAUAAUCCAUUGAAAACUCAGAGUAUUGAUGGUGAUGAUGGGUCAAUAUGGGAUAAAUUCUUCGAUGAAACGCCUAGUUACGAUUGGCCAUCUCAUUGUAAUGGUAAAAUGAUGGGUUUUAUCUGA